Molecule: messenger RNA, 207 nt
Organism: Pipistrellus nathusii (Nathusius's pipistrelle)
Lineage: Eukaryota; Metazoa; Chordata; Mammalia; Chiroptera; Vespertilionidae
Source: the annotation of a GenBank genome assembly
AUGGAAACCACAGCUCUGACGGGAAACCAAGAUGAAAACCUACUAGAAGAUCCCAAUCUUCAUUUGAAUAUUGAGGAAUUAAACAAAGAAUUUAUGGUGAAAAGUGAAGAACUUUACGAUUCUCUCAUGAAUUGCCACUGGCAGCCUCUGGAUACAGUUUACUCUAAAAUCCCAGAUGAGACCCCACAGAAACCAGAUGUUCAUUAA